CUCUAACAUGUGAUUUAUUCAGAAUCUCAGGUAUAAGAGCUGCAAGAGGCAAAGGGUAUCCUACUUAAUGCCAGAUACAAAUCUACUCAGUAUUAUCGUGUUAAAUAACCACCAAAAAGCCUCUUUACCUUCUAUCAAUAUGAAGACUGGAUCCUCCUUCCUUAAAGUUCUAUUUACUGGUAGCUUUGUAAGCGCCAAGUAUACGAUUGAGAUUCCUAAAGAUGCCAUCUGGGUUACAAACUGGGAUCAACUUCAUAAAAUAGGUGCACAGUACCCUGAUACAGCCUUGGUUGAAAAGUAUGGUGGCAAUGUAAUUGAAGUCGAUGGAAAAAUUGUUGUUGCGACAGAUGAGGAAAUGACCAAACAGAUUGACAGCUGGAUUAAAGAGUUGGAAAAGAAUGAUAUAGAGGUUGAAGCAGAGACAGAGACUUCAAAGAGGCGAGAUGUGGAGAUUCCUGGACCCUACCGCCAAUGCAGUCACCCUCGCUGCUUUUAUGAUGUCACUUGUCAUUCUUAUACUAAUUGUCACAUCUCUCUAUGGCCAGGAUGCUGCAAAUUAAUCAGACGCGAUUGCCUCUGGCACCCUAAUCUUGCAACUAAUGGGCCAUUAUAUAUUGUGUUAGCAGACAAGCCAGCCGUGUCCCCAACAAUCUUCCCUCACAAGAGAGCAAAUUUCCGCCGAAAGCUUAACACACUUUUGCUCCAGAGCCGAUUCUGGGCUCUCGAGGAAUCAGGCCACCGGGAGCUCUCUCUGGAACCGGUUGAAAAUUUCAUUAAAGGCGAGGAGUUCCUGGCGGAAAGGGCAAUGUCGAGUGUUGUAGGAAUAACUCGACAUCCAGUCAAGGAGCUCAGGCUGACGGAGCAAGCGUAUGCACUCUGCUCAAAAUACGUUUCUGAAACCACUGGCAAUAAUAAUGGCACUUGGAAGGGUCCGAAAUCAAAUCAAGGGAUACUGGAAGCCGAACUCGAAACCAUCGACACCUGGCUGAAGGACGGGAGUUCCAUUGCUUUUUGCAGGAAGAUGAUACUGAGUGUUGUCGGCUUCAGUAUACAAGAAAUGAUCAAUGGCGCUAUCCAGGAAGCAAGCCUUCCAAUAUCCUAA
Fusarium redolens is the source of this 1102-nucleotide messenger RNA. RefSeq lists its product as uncharacterized. The transcript has 4 exons. Lineage: Eukaryota; Fungi; Ascomycota; Sordariomycetes; Hypocreales; Nectriaceae. The coding region runs from base 68 to 1102 and encodes 344 amino acids. The record is from RefSeq and is a predicted model, not a curated record.